AAAAAAAAUUAUAAUUAUUACAAUUAUUUUUAAUUAAUUUUUUCCAUUGCAUCUAGAAUCUAAUUUUAAUUAAUUAAAUUGAUUUUAUAAUGUUUGGGUGAAGUAGAUUAUUUAUUUAACAAUAUUUAAAAUGUAUUUAGUCAGUUUAUGUUACUAUGAAUGCUAACCAUGGCAACCAAAAUUAUUUAAUUAUUAAAUCAAUAUUUAUGAUUAUAUUUAGUUAUUAUAGUUUUAUUUAGUUCUUUGUCUAACAUUCUUUUAGAAUUUUGUACCUAUUUUAAUAGUAUGAAAGUUACAUAUUGUACUGAUGUAGAUAGAUCUGUUGUGUUGAGUAAUUUUGAAAAGAGAGGUUGGUUACAUGUUGGCCCAGAUGAUGAUUGGAAUUUUUAUUGGGCUGGUAUACAAACAUGUCGUAGCUUAUUUAGUAUUGAUAGUGGUUAUCGUAUGCAUGACAAUCAACUGAUCAAUCAUUUUCCUAAUCAUUAUGAAUUAAGCCGUAAAGAUAUGCUCGUUAAAAAUAUUAAACGCUAUAGAAGAGAACUAGAACGAGAAGGAAAUCUUUUAGCUCAAAAAUUAGAUGGAAAAUAUCUAUAUCUAGAUUUUAUUCCAGUAACUUUUGUAUUACCUGCUGAUUAUAACUUAUUUGUUGAAGAAUACCGUAAAUCAGGGCCAAGUACUUGGAUAAUGAAACCUGUUGGAAAAUCUCAAGGAACUGGUAUUUUUCUUAUAAAUAAAUUAUCCAAAUUAAAAAAGUGGUCCAGAGAAGGAAAAAACAACAAUUUCAAUGCAUCAACGAUUAAAGAAUCUUAUGUCAUUUCAAAAUACAUUGAUAAUCCUCUAUUGAUAGGUGGUAAAAAAUUUGAUCUGCGUUUGUAUGUUUUGGUAACUUCUUUUAGACCUUUAAAAGCAUAUUUGUUUAAAUCUGGAUUUUGCCGUUUUUGUACAGUAAAAUAUAAUACAAGUGUUGGAGAAAUUGAAAAUUUAUUUAUUCAUUUAACAAAUGUUUCAGUUCAGAAGCAAGGAGAAGAGUACAAUAGUAUACAUGGUGGUAAAUUAAGUAUUCAAAAUUUAAGACUAUUCUUAGAAAGUACCAGAGGUAAAACCAUUACAGAAGCCCUUUUUGAUAAUAUUGUAUGGCUUAUUGUACAUUCAUUAAAAUCAGUUAGUUCUGUUAUGGCAAAUGAUCGUCAUUGCUUUGAGUGUUAUGGUUAUGAUAUUAUAAUAGAUAAUAAUUUAAAACCUUGGCUAAUUGAAGUAAAUGCUUCACCUUCAUUAACAUCAACCACAGUAAAUGAUAGAAUUUUAAAAUAUAAAUUAAUUGAUAACACAUUAAGUGUAGUUUUACCCCCUAAUGGGAUUCCUGAUAUACAUUGGGAUAAAUGCCCUUCUUUAGAAGCUAUGGGUAACUUUGAGCUCUUAAUUGAUGAGGAUUUAAUUAUUAAAGAAAAAUAUUCAACAAAUAAAUUUGAUCAUAAAGACAAAUCAAAACGUAAAAACUGAAAUAAUAUGUUCUCAGUCAUUAUGUAUUUGGUAUAAAUAUAUUUCUAUAUAAAUAUACAUAUAUAUUAAAAAUAAUAAAUGGAUAUAUAUCAUUUUCUAAAUAAAGAAAAUAACUAAUUUCAAAAAAAAUAU
This is a messenger RNA of Daktulosphaira vitifoliae (grape phylloxera), 1632 nucleotides long. It is a transcript of the gene TTLL1B, whose product is annotated as polyglutamylase complex subunit TTLL1. Gene Ontology annotation, biological process: protein polyglutamylation; microtubule cytoskeleton organization. The record is from RefSeq and is a predicted model, not a curated record. Lineage: Eukaryota; Metazoa; Arthropoda; Insecta; Hemiptera; Phylloxeridae. The coding region runs from base 286 to 1500 and encodes 404 amino acids. The transcript has a single exon. Gene Ontology annotation, cellular component: cilium. Gene Ontology annotation, molecular function: tubulin binding; tubulin-glutamic acid ligase activity.